AUGUCGGACUUUGCAUUCAAUAACUAUUGUAUAGCGUGUGAUAAGUUGUGUUUGCACAAUUCGAUCUAUUGCAGCGACGAGUGUAAGGCGAUAGAUGAAAAGCAGUCGAUGACAAUUUUGGAUUCUUGUACCGAUGGAUCGGAAGAAUUGGUGUCGCCUAUGUUAACGCCAUCUUUAUACCAACAUUACAACCCGGAAUCAAGCGCCAAUAAUGGUGACAUUACGUCGCCAUUGGUAUUAGGUUCCCAGCACUCAAACAGCGACUUGGAUUACAACCAGUUUGACUUGAAUUACAUAGUGAAUUCCAAGGCGGAUGCUACUACUGCCAAUGCGGUGGACGUAUCGAAACAGAAUAUACUAUCGGAACAUAUGCCGUCGACGUCACACAAUUAUAGAAAGUGGUUAACGGCGUGCUUGUAA
Messenger RNA from Debaryomyces hansenii CBS767, 420 nucleotides. RefSeq lists its product as uncharacterized. The transcript has a single exon. Lineage: Eukaryota; Fungi; Ascomycota; Pichiomycetes; Serinales; Debaryomycetaceae. Bases 1 to 420 code for a protein of 139 amino acids. The record is from RefSeq and is a predicted model, not a curated record.